AAAGAAAAUAACGUGUACAAUCCCAUCUAUACAAUACACACCCAUUUGUACGCAUAUAUAUAGAGACAUAAAGAGAAAGUACAAAGAGGUUUUUGUGUUUUGUUCCCAGUCUUCUUACCAGAGAAAAUUAAAAGAGGAGCCUUUACAAAGUAAAAACCCUAGCUUUGUUACUUUUGAUGCUCCUAGAAUUUAAAUUUAAGAGGCAUAUUCUGGCCAAGUUGCUAUAAUUAUAGUUCGUUUGCGUAUCCGCCUGUUCCCUUUCUACACAUCUUGUUUGUCGGUUAAUAACGGACUUCUGCGCUGGAGUAUUUCGGGAUCCCGGGAGCAGGUACUAUGUCGUCUUUGAGUCGGGAACUAGUUUUCCUGAUACUGCAGUUCUUGGACGAGGAGAAAUUCAAGGAUACCGUCCAUAAGCUGGAACAUGAGUCUGGAUUCUAUUUCAAUAUGAAAUACUUCGAGGAUCAAGUUCAGGCAGGCGAGUGGGACGAAGUUGAACGCUAUUUAUGUGGUUUCACAAAAGUUGAGGAUAACCGCUACUCAAUGAAGAUAUUUUUCGAACUCAGGAAACAGAAAUAUUUGGAAGCUCUUGAUAAAAAUGACCGUCCUAAAGCGGCUGAUAUUCUUGUGAAAGAUCUAAAGGUGUUCUCCUCUUUCAAUGAAGAACUUUUCAAGGAAAUCACCCAGCUGCUUACUCUCGAAAAUUUCAGGCAAAACGAGCAGCUAUCCAAGUAUGGGGACACAAAGUCAGCUCGCAGCAUUAUGCUGGUUGAACUGAAAAAGCUUAUUGAGGCCAAUCCUUUGUUUCGUGACAAACUUGCCUUCCCAACAUUUAAAGCUUCGCGUUUGCGGACAUUGAUUAAUCAAAGUCUAAAUUGGCAGCAUCAGCUUUGCAAGAAUCCACGCCCAAAUCCUGAUAUUAAGACACUAUUUAUUGAUCAUACUUGUGCUUCUAGCAACGGAGCUCGUGCCCCCCCGCCUACUAAUAAUCUACUCGCUGGACCUGUUCCAAAAGCUGGGGUUUUCCCUCCGCUUGGAGGUCAUAAUCCAUUCCAGCCAGUUGUUUCUCCUUCUCCGAGUGCCAUAGCAGGUUGGAUGUCAAGUCCCAAUCCUUCCAUGCCGCAUGCUGCUGUUCCAUCUGGUCCUCCUGGUCUUGUCCAAUCUCCUGGUGCAGCUGCUUUUCUGAAGCAUCCUAGGAUGCCCCCUGGUGUUCCUGGAUUGGAGUAUCAGAUGGGUGAUUCAGAACACUUGAUGAAGCGUCUGCGCACUGGUCAGUCCGAUGAGGUAGCCUUCUCUAGCUCAGCACAUCCUCUAAAUAUGUACUCACCAGAUGAUCUUCCAAAAACAGUUGUGCGGAUCCUUAAUCAAGGUUCCAAUGUCAUGAGCAUGGAUUUUCAUCCACAGCAGCAAACUGUUCUUUUAGUUGGAACUAAUGUUGGUGAUAUUAGCAUCUGGGAAGUCGGAUCUCGUGAAAGGUUAGUGCAUAAAACAUUCAAGGUGUGGGAUUUGUCAGCCUGUUCAAUGCCGUUGCAGACAAAUUUGGUAAAAGAUGCAACAAUAUCUGUCAAUCGGUGCAUAUGGGGUCCAGAUGGAACUAUACUUGGUGUUGCUUUUUCAAAACAUAUAGUUCAGAUAUACACAUACAAUCCAGCAGGAGAAUUGAGACAGCAUUUAGAGAUUGAUGCUCACAUUGGUGGUGUAAAUGAUAUAGCCUUUGCACAUCCCAACAAGCAACUUUGCAUCGUGACAUGUGGUGAUGACAAGACGAUUAAGGUAUGGGAUGCUGUUUCUGGACGAAGACAACAUAUAUUCGAGGGUCAUGAAGCUCCUGUUUAUUCUGUUUGCCCUCACUCCAAAGAGAAUAUACAGUUUAUCUUCUCCACUGCAAUUGAUGGAAAAAUCAAAGCAUGGCUAUAUGAUUGUUUGGGUUCAAGAGUGGACUAUGAUGCCCCUGGACGCUGGUGCACCACAAUGGCUUAUAGUGCUGAUAGAACCAGACUUUUUUCUUGUGGGACAAGCAAAGAAGGUGAAUCACACCUUGUUGAGUGGAAUGAAAGUGAAGGAGCUAUCAAGAGGACGUACUCUGGUUUUCGGAAGCGUUCGUUAGGUGUUGUUCAGUUUGACACAACUAGGAACCGUUUCCUAGCUGCUGGUGAUGAAUUUCAGAUUAAGUUCUGGGAUAUGGAUAACAACAACAUUCUGACAACUAUCGAUGCUGAUGGUGGAUUGCCUGCAAGUCCUAAAUUGAGAUUUAACAAGGAAGGCUCAUUACUGGCUGUCACAGCCAAUGAAAAUGCGAUCAAAGUUGUUGCAAAUCAUGAUGGGCAGCGCAUGUUAAGGAUGCUGGAGGGUAGGACAUUCGAUGGGUCUCGUGGUUUCUCAGAAGCAGCCAAUGUUAAACCUCCAUUUGCUGGUUCCCUGGGCCAUAAUGUUUCUAGCCCUAUACAACCAGUUCUAGAGCGUGCUGAAAGAAUGCAGACUCCAUUAUCCAUUGGCAAUCAUGCUACUGCUGAGAGUAGCAAGAUGGCUGAUAUUAAGCCAAGGAUUUUAGACAACACUGACAAAAUAAUAGCCUGGAAGUUUCCUGAUAUAAAAGAGUCAACUCAACUUAGGGCUAUAAAGUUACCUGAUUCAUUUACAGCUAGUAAGGUUAUGCGGUUAAUCUUCACAAAUUCAGGGUUAGCUUUGCUGGCACUUGCUUCUAAUGCUGCUCAUAAACUCUGGAAAUGGCAGCGUAGUGAGCGUAAUCCAUCAGGGAAAUCUACAGCAUCUAUUAUGCCACAGUUGUGGCAGCCGCCAAGUGGAGCUCCUAUGUCUAAUGACUUGAAUGAUGCUAAAGCAGCUGAAGACUCAGCUGCAUGCAUUGCUUUAUCAAAAAAUGAUUCUUAUGUCAUGUCUGCUUCAGGUGGAAAAGUGUCCUUGUUUAACAUGAUGACCUUCAAGGUCAUGACAACAUUUAUGCCCCCUCCUCCCGCAGCCACCUAUCUGGCAUUCCAUCCCCAAGAUAAUAAUAUUAUUGCCAUUGGAAUGGAGGAUUCAACAAUUCAAAUAUACAAUGUCAGGGUUGACGAGGUCAAAACCAAAUUGAAGGGUCACCAGAAACCAAUCACAGGGCUUGCUUUUUCAAAGACCUUAAAUGUACUGGUGUCAUCUGGAGCUGAUGCACAGCUAUGUGUGUGGAACAUUGAGGGUUGGGAAAAGAGAAUGGCUAGGCCCAUACAAACACCGCCUAAUCACUCAGCUCCCCUGGUUGGCGAAACACAAGUUCAGUUCCAUAACGAUCAAACUCAUCUACUUGUUGUUCAUGAAAGCCAAAUUGGUAUCUAUGAUAGCCAACUCGAAUGCUUGCGAUUGUGGUCUCCCAGAGACUCCCUUUCUGCUGCCAUAUCAAGCGCGAUAUACUCAUGUGACGGGCUGCUGAUUUUUGUUGGAUUUUGUGACGGAGCUAUUGGUAUUUUUGAUGUCGAUGGUUUGAGGCUUCGAUGUCGUAUAGCAUCAGCUGCUUAUAUUGCUCCAUCUCUGUCCAGCAGCAACAGCAAUGUGUUUCCAGUGGUGAUUGCGGCACAUCCAACUGAUUGUAACCAGUUUGCCCUUGGAAUGACUGAUGGUUCAGUUCAUGUGAUCGAGCCAUCAGAUGGAGAGCCCAAGUGGGGUGGACCAGCCCCCCAAGAAAACGGAUCCCUCCCUUCCAUACCCUCAAACUCUGCCUUGAACAGUCAGCCAUCCGAAACCCCAUCUAGGUGAAACUGUAAAACCUAUUGCCAAUUCUUAUGCUUUGGGCUUCACUUGUUUACUUUAGCCUGUUGGUAUAUAUUAUAUCUAAAUACCCUUGUUCAAACCAUUUGAUUUUUUCUUGAUAGUAAAAAUUUUGAAGGUGUACAUUAAACUUA
Molecule: messenger RNA, 3887 nt
Organism: Daucus carota subsp. sativus
Lineage: Eukaryota; Viridiplantae; Streptophyta; Magnoliopsida; Apiales; Apiaceae
Product: protein TOPLESS-RELATED PROTEIN 2
Exons: 26
Coding region: 334-3741 (1135 amino acids)
Biological process (GO): regulation of DNA-templated transcription
Molecular function (GO): protein binding
Source: RefSeq, a predicted model, not a curated record